Messenger RNA from Aspergillus niger, 2796 nucleotides. RefSeq lists its product as uncharacterized. The record is from RefSeq and is a predicted model, not a curated record. The transcript is spliced from 7 exons. Bases 1 to 2796 code for a protein of 931 amino acids. Gene Ontology annotation, biological process: malate transport. Lineage: Eukaryota; Fungi; Ascomycota; Eurotiomycetes; Eurotiales; Aspergillaceae.
AUGUCUCUGCCGGGCGACUCAUCGAGCAGCGGUGCCCGGCGCUUUCUGCGUCCGAAGAAGUUACGCUACGCAACCUUCGUCCUGCCGAGAACAGGCCAGCGACUCAAAGGCCUCGUUAAUUUACGAAACCCGUAUCCUGACCCACAUGGGAGUAACGACAAUGAUGAGCGACGGCCACUUCUCCCCAGAAAUGUCAUCGAGUGCCCCAAGAGCCUUCCAGCACGGUUCUGGUAUGGACUUCAACAUAUAUGGUCUUGGAUGCAUGAGUUCGUUUCGUCGGAGCUAGGAAUCGGCGUCUUGAAGUGCAGUCUAGCUUACCUGCUUGGAUCACUCGCAACUUUCGUUCCGGCCAUUGCGUCGUUCCUGGGCCAUCAAGAUGGCAAACAUAUGGUUGCUACCGUUACGGUCUACUUCCAUCCAGCGAGAUCGCAGGGCAGCAUGUACAAGGCUUUGAUAUGUGCCUUUCUCGCCUUCCUCUAUGCUGCCUUCAUCUCUCUCACCAGCAUGUGUGUCUCCAUGUUCUUUCAGGACACUUUGCAUAUGCUCCCUGUGGGACAUGCCCUCGUGCUCAUUGUACUGAAAAUGGUCGUAAUGGGCGUAACCAUCACUAUGGCCGUGUCUUUCCUGAUCUUCCCCAUAUCCGCACGCAAAAAGCUCCGGUCUAACUUGACUACUGUCACUGAAAGCUUGGCGACAAUGUUGGCUCUAAUAACUGAAAGCUUUCUUAGUGGCUCUGAGGAGGAACUCCAGACUGAAGAGUUCACCAGCACGGCUGCGCGCCAUAAGAAAGCAUAUGCGCAGCUGGACAAGCUUGUAAGGGAGGCCAAGCUUGAGCAUUUCGUGGCAGGCACGGAGAAGGAGUACCGGCUGGAGAAGAAGUUAGUUCGUUGGGUGCAGGACAUUACUCAUAAUAUGGGUGGUCUACGCAGUGCGGCCCAUCUGCAAUUUCAAUUGCUUAAACCAACGGAACUUGCAAAGCUACAGAGCCACGGCCCCGAAACCGGCACUAUGCCGUUGAUAAGUCCGUGGUCCCUUCAUGAAGACGGGCCGUUCCUGGAACGAAUCGAUGAGCAACCAGACGAAGAAGACAGACUUGGGGCUACUGAUAUGAAUGCCACCAAUGGUAAUCCAACGAAUUCCCUGCAUCCCGCAGAUAUAUUUGCCCUCUUUAUCAGCCAUCUCGGGCCUUCUAUGCGCUCGCUUGCGUUUACCCUCAAAGAAAUAUUCCGAGACAUCCCGUUUACUCCCGCACCUGAAUUUAGAGUUUCCGUCAACAGUCGAUACCGGACGAGUCUAGAUCGUGCGCUUGAGCUCUAUAGAGAGUCGCGCGAAGAAGCACUCAAGACUAUCUAUAGGCAACGUGAGCUCACAGGGGUACAGGAACUAGAAGUCGAAGCUGAUUUGGAAGAGGUUUCUGCAAGCUGUGGACACUUCAGUUUCUCCUUACUCGAGUUUGAGCAGCCGUUAGCUUCAACGGCCGAUGACGCAGGUGUAGCACCUCAGCGAGAUAUGGCUAGCUCACCAGAGUCAUCCCUUAGCCCGUCAACGGCCAAGAUUGAAAGAGUCACCUCUGCCGAAAAGCGUCUCGGCUAUCGUCUUUGGAGGUCACUGGGGUUCUUCCGCCGCGAUGAUACAAAGUUCGCGAUCAAAGUCGGGGCAGGUGCUGCACUAUAUGCCUUGCCAUCAUUCCUCCAAUCUACUCGGCCCUUCUAUUCCCAUUGGCGAGGUGAAUGGGGGCUCUUGUCCUACAUGUUGGUAUGUUCCAUGACGAUUGGUGCCUCCAAUACUACGGGGUAUGCACGGUUCUUGGGUACAUGCCUGGGAGCACUGUGUGCCAUUCUUUCAUGGUACGUGAGUGCAGGAAACGUGUUCGCGCUCGCCUUUCUGGGGUUGCUUAUGGCGACUUGGAACUUCUACCUCAUCAUCGUCCGCGGCCAAGGUCCAAUGGGCCGAUUUAUCAUGCUCACCUACAACCUCUCAGUGCUGUAUGCCUAUUCACUUACUCAGAAGGAAGGCAGGGACGACCAAGACGAAGGGGGCGAUAGCCCGGUCAUUACUGAAAUCGCCCUUCAUCGAGUCGCGGCUGUCUUGUCAGGCUGCGUGUGGGGUAUCAUCAUCACGCGAGUCAUAUGGCCGAUCAGCGCCCGGGAGAGAUUGAAAGAGGGCCUGAGCCUGUUAUGGCUCCGGAUGAGUCUGAUCUGGAAGCGCGGCCCUUUGUCCACAAUGGCCUUCCCCAAGGAGACUGCAGGCUUCAUGAGUCCUCGGGAGAAGUUGGAGGUGGAGCGGUUCCUGUCGCAUCUGGAGUCCCUUCAAGCCUCUGCGCGAUCUGAGUUUGAGUUGAAAAGCGCCUUCCAGGAUGCAAGCUAUGGCAAUAUUCUGCGGCGCACCCGGAGCCUGGUGGAUGCAUUUGUCGCCAUCAACUUGGAGUUGGUUAAGAACAUGACCGCAUCGGAAGGGGAACUCGCUAUACUUCGGUACACGGUCAAAGAAAGGCAACAAUUAUCCUCCCGCAUCAGCCAUCUGUUAUCUGUUAUGGCCUCCUCGAUGAAGCUGGAGUAUCCAUUGAGCGACGUCCUCCCCAGCGUGGAGCAUGCUCGAGAUCGGCUCCUCGCACGGCUCUUUCAUUAUCGCAAGGACACUGAAAUGUCACGACUAUCCACGGACGAAGACUAUGCCCUGCUUUACGCUUAUAUUCUGGUGACGGGGCAAUUAUCGGUCGAGAUUGAAGCGAUCAUGGGUGAAAUCAGCCGGCUCUUCGGGGUAUUACAUGAGGAUGCAGUGAAGCUGUAUUCCUAG